Chanos chanos (milkfish) is the source of this 975-nucleotide messenger RNA. RefSeq names its product SAM pointed domain-containing Ets transcription factor-like. The transcript has 5 exons. Bases 1 to 975 code for a protein of 324 amino acids. The record is from RefSeq and is a predicted model, not a curated record. Gene Ontology annotation, molecular function: DNA-binding transcription factor activity, RNA polymerase II-specific; sequence-specific DNA binding. NCBI's taxonomy places the organism in Eukaryota, Metazoa, Chordata, Actinopteri, Gonorynchiformes, Chanidae. Gene Ontology annotation, cellular component: nucleus. Gene Ontology annotation, biological process: cell differentiation; regulation of transcription by RNA polymerase II.
AUGGGUAGUCCAGAAAGACAUUUAUCCUACGGUGAUUACACAGACUUCAGUCAAGGUCACACAGGACUGUGGGACAUGGAGGAUGCCAAGCCAUCACGUGGCCUUCCCAGCAUGCCUCUGCAGGGUGUCUAUCUGUCCCGCUUUGACAUGCUACUCUCUGAUGAUACUGCGUGGCUUCUUAGGAAGGCUGACAUGGCCACACCCCUCACCCGAGACGUAGAACAAAUCCGCUGCAAGGAAGUGGGACAGUGCCCGGGGAUUGACAGCCCAGGGCUAGGGCUGGAGUUGUGUCCACCUGUGAUGGAUGGACAGGUGGAAAUAGAGGAGAGGUGUUUGGAACAGGUGCAGAGUCUUGUAGUUGGGGAAGUGUUGAAGGACAUCGAAACAGCAUGCAAACUGCUCAAUAUCCCACCAGACCCAAUGGAAUGGAACCCAGGGAAUGUGCAGAAGUGGGUUCUAUGGACUGAACACAUGUACAGGCUCCCCCAGGUUGGGAGAGACUUUCAGGAGCUUAGUGGGCGAGACCUGUGUAUGAUGAGCGAGGAAGACUUCAGACAGAGAUCUUCACAGUGUGGAGAUGUGCUCUAUGCUCACCUGGACAUCUGGAAGACAGCUGCUUGGAUGAAGGAAAGGUGCUGCCCUGAAGACAGCAGUGUCAAUGGAACAGAGGAGCUAUGUUCGGAGGUAGAUUCCUGCUGUACUGGGCAGCCAAUCCAUCUUUGGCAGUUUCUCCGAGAACUACUGCUUAAACCUCACAACUAUGGUCGCUCCAUUCGCUGGCUUAACAAGGAGAAAGGUAUCUUCAAAAUUGAGGACUCAGCACAUGUGGCAAAACUCUGGGGCAUCAGGAAGAACCGCCCUGCCAUGAACUAUGAUAAACUUAGCCGGUCCAUUCGCCAGUACUACAAGAAGGGCAUCAUUCGUAAACCAGAGGUAUCCCAGAGACUGGUCUACCAGUUUGUCCAUCCUGUAUGA